Cuscuta epithymum is the source of this 1859-nucleotide messenger RNA. The record is from the annotation of a GenBank genome assembly. NCBI's taxonomy places the organism in Eukaryota, Viridiplantae, Streptophyta, Magnoliopsida, Solanales, Convolvulaceae.
CGAGCAUGGGGCGACGAAGCAGGGAAUCCCGACGUGGAUAAACCGGUUCCUCCUUGCGAUCGUUGGAUGACCGAACGUCUUCUUCGAAGUAAGAAGAUUAGUAGGACCACGACAGGGACGAACGAAGAAUAGGGAAUCCCGACGUGGAUAAACCUGUUCCUCCUUGCGAUCGUUGGAUGACCGAACGUCUUCUUCGAAGUAAGAAGAUUAGUAGGACCACGACAGGGACGAACGAAGAAUAGGGAAUCCCGACGUGGAUAAACCUGUUUCUUCUCAUAGUUGGGAUGACGAACGUCUCCUGCGAAACCAGGAGACCAGUACUCACGAGACUUGGGAAGAACGAAGAACCAGUUCUUUACCGGAGUCUGUUGCGUGCCGAGUGUACACCGCUUAGCGGUCCGUACAUAGGACCACGGAUACGGUAGACGAACGAAGACCAGCCCCAUGGGUCAGACACGCAGGACCAGUUCUCCACCGGAGUCUGUUGCGUACCGAGUGUACACCGCUUAGCGGUCCGUACAUAGGACCACGGAUACGGUAGACGAACGACGAUUAGCUCCCCAGAUCAGGUAGGAGGGACAUCGCCCGGAUUUAUUUCAGGCUCACCAUUCCUUCCCGGAUGGAGUCCUGGCAGACGAUCGGCUUCUCACAGCCAAUCAGGAGAGAGACUUGACACAUCACCAGCACGGCCGAGGGCCGCGAGAGGCCGAGGGCCAUGAGAUGAUCAUCACUAUUUUUAUGCAUCACGAUCGGCCCCUCAGCGCCAUCGUGUCCAGAUUCACGGUUCGGAUCGCCCAUUUCCCUCCAGGAUGGCGACGACCGUCUUAUGCAGUACGAUCGGCCCCUCAGCGCCAUCGUACCCAGCUCACGUUCAGCUCGUCCAUUCCUUCCAGGGUGGCGACGAACGUCUUAUGCAUCACGAUCGGCCCCUCAGCGCCAUCGUGUCCAGAUUCACGGUUCGGAUCGCUCAUUUCCCUCCAGGAUGGCGACGACCGUCUUAUGCAGUACGAUCGGCCCCUCAGCGCCAUCGUACCCAGCUCACGUUCAGCUCGUCCAUCCCUUCCAGGGUGGCGACGAACGUCUUAUGCAUCACGAUCGGCCCCUCAGCGCCAUCGUGUCCUGAUUCACGGCUCGGAUCGCCCAUUCCCUCCAGGAUGGCGACGACCGUCUUAUGCAGUACGAUCGGCCCCUCAGCGCCAUCAUACCCAGCUCACGUUCAGCUCGUCCAUCCCUUCCAGGGUGGCGACGAACGUCUUAUGCAUCACGAUCGGCCCCUCAGCGCCAUCGUGUCCUGAUUCACGGUUCGGAUCGCCCAUUCCCUCCAGGAUGGCGACGACCGUCUUAUGCAGUACGAUCGGCCCCUCAGCGCCAUCGUGUCCUGAUUCACGGUUCGGAUCGCCCAUUCCCUCCAGGAUGGCGACGACCGUCUUAUGCAGUACGAUCGGCCCCUCAGCGCCAUCGUACCCAGCUCACGUUCGGAUCGCCCAUUCCUUCCAGGGUGGCGACGAACGUCUUAUGCAGCACGAUCAGCGCCUCUGUGCCAUCGUGUCUGGCUCAUGUUCGGCUCGCCCAUCCCUUCCAGGAUGGCGACGAACAUCUCUUAUGCAGCACGUCUGCCUCUCGGCGCUGACAUGCCCGGGUAAUCGAUGAGAGCCACCGCUUUCCAUCACAUCUCACAUUCCUUCUCCCAUACAUUGCACCCAUACAUUACAUGCAUUCAUGCAUUCAUGCAUCAUACCUCAUACAUUCAUACAUACACAUGAGCAUCGUGUUUUGACAGUACCGCGACGUCGGUUUAUAGAUGCAUGGACCUCUAAGCUUCUCCGAUUGGAAAGCUCGAGUCAGAGUCCUUACUCCCG